This is a messenger RNA of Ixodes scapularis (black-legged tick), 1704 nucleotides long. RefSeq names its product cholinesterase 1-like. Bases 17 to 1660 code for a protein of 547 amino acids. Gene Ontology annotation, biological process: choline metabolic process; acetylcholine catabolic process. The record is from RefSeq and is a predicted model, not a curated record. Gene Ontology annotation, molecular function: acetylcholinesterase activity. The transcript has 2 exons. NCBI's taxonomy places the organism in Eukaryota, Metazoa, Arthropoda, Arachnida, Ixodida, Ixodidae. Gene Ontology annotation, cellular component: plasma membrane.
CAACGUGGCUGUUCUGAUGGGUCUCGUGGGCAUCAUAUUAUUGGCAACAGGGGGCAGCAGAAGCCUGGUAACAGAGGAUGCACACACGACCAAGCACGCAAACGUCGUUCGCACGUCCGCUGGUCUCGUCGAAGGCGUUCAGCUAACGGCCCACGGCAGAACGCUGCACGCCUUCUAUGGGAUUCCGUUCGCUGAACCUCCGACGGGCAAUAGCAGGUUCCGUCUGCCGACGCCCAAGACCCCGUUCACGACCGUCUUCAACGCCAAGAAACUGAGAGCCGAAUGUCCCCAGCUGGCGUACACUUUCAAUAAGGAACGCAUCAACGUGUCUGGUUGGAGCGAGGACUGCCUCCACCUGAACCUGUGGACUCCCAACCUGCUCUUCGGAAAUGAAAGUCUCAAGGCAGUUGUGGUCUACCUCCACGGUGGCGGAUUUCAGAACGGGGGUAACAACCUACAGGUCUAUGACGGACGUCACUUUGCGGCCCUGGGCGACGUGGUUGUGGUGGUGCCCAACUACAGACUAGGCAUCUUCGGUUUCCUGUACGCGGACUCUGCACAGGCACCAGGGAACCAGGGACUCUGGGACCAACGCCUGGCCCUGCUCUGGGUGCGAGACAACGUGCAAGUAUUCGGAGGGGACCCCGCCCGAGUGACGCUGAUGGGGCAAAGCUCGGGCUCUGUCUCGGUCGGGUACCAUGUGCUGUCACCACUCACGCGUCACCUGUUCCUUCGGGCUAUCAUGCAGAGCGGCAGUCCUUUCUACAAGAUCGAAGAGAAUAAGAUAACGGGUCCCGGGAAGGCUAAGAAGCUGGCGAGUCGGCUGUGCGGUACUCCCUUGACAUGGUCAACGAACGCCGCGGUCAAGUGUCUACGCGAACAGAGCGCUCAGAAGCUGCUGCGGGGGGUUGCACAACUACUGGGCAUCAAGUCCGCAUCCUUCGUUCCCACAUUUGGUGACAAUCUAGUACCGCGGAAUCCGCUCGCCAUGAUGUUCAACGCCACUAUUAAACCCGUCGAACUCCUGAUCGGCAUCAAUGAGAACGAGGGGUCCUACUUCCUCCUAGAACUAUACCGGGCAAUGGGGAUCAACGACCCGUUUCGGAUGAGCUCCAGCCAGCACCUGGCGAUCAUGAAGCAGCUGAUGGAGUACGCCCUGUGGACAACGCCUGAAGACCUGAUGAAGAGCUUACUCCUCAACGUCAGGGAGGGAACCUCGAUCCCGGACGUGGUUCGGUACGUCGCCGAGGGCAUCGGAGACGUCGUUGUGCGGUGUCCCACUCUCUAUUUCUCCGAAGCCCUGGCGAACUCCACGUCACGCAUCUACUGUUACGAGUUCGACUACCGUCCAGAGAAAGGCAGCUUCCGGUGUCCGUGGAUGGGCGUGACGCACUUCGACGAGUUCCCGUUCGUCUGGGGUUACGUCUUCGAUAGGGCAGAUCUGGCCUCGUUCAAGGACAUGGAGUACAGCGAACGAAUGAUCCGUCUUUGGAGCUCCUUUGUAAAGAAUGGAGCCAUUUCAACCGGCGAAGAGACGCCUUGGCCCCAUAAUCAUAAGGAGAUGAAGCGUUGCAUGGCGUUCAGAGAUAGAACGCAGUUGUUCUCUAUGACAGUUAGACGGACGUGCUCCGUUUUGAAGCAGUAUCUUAAACCGCAAUGAUGAAAGCGUAAAAAGAAAGAAAAAAGAAGAAAAGGCCGCAGAGU